Molecule: messenger RNA, 1117 nt
Organism: Spea bombifrons (plains spadefoot toad)
Lineage: Eukaryota; Metazoa; Chordata; Amphibia; Anura; Pelobatidae
Gene: ECRG4
Product: ECRG4 augurin precursor
Exons: 5
Coding region: 152-628 (158 amino acids)
Biological process (GO): cellular senescence; central nervous system development; anaphase-promoting complex-dependent catabolic process
Source: RefSeq, a predicted model, not a curated record
CCUUCCUUCAUAUGUGCUGCUUGCAGGAUACGCAUAAAUAAGGCUCACCUUGUCCAGAUGCACAUAGGACAUUUUUGAAGGACCGCUUGGAAAGGACAUAAGUAACUUUUUGUUUCUGAGGUAUCGGGGGAACAGGAUCUGUGCAAAGAAGAUGUCAACAUCCAGGGAGAAAAGAGGGCUCUUGCCACAGUAUACUAUAAGACGUUUUGGACUUACUUCAGUAGUUCUGGUAUUUCUACUAGUUAUAUUUAUAAGUCCAGAAUUGUCAAGUGGGAAUAAACUUCGUAUGAUGCUACAGAAAAGAGAAGCUUCUGCACCUGCUAAAACGGUGGUGGCUGUAGAAGGAAAUAAAGCCAAUGAGUUCUUAAAUACACUAAAGAGACCAAAGCGACAACUCUGGGACAGGACUCGUCCAGAAGUCCAACAAUGGUACCAGCAAUUUCUCUAUAUGGGCUUCGAUGAAGCAAAAUAUGAAGAUGACAUGUCAUACUGGAAGAACCAAGGCCGUGGCGGGAGUGAAUACUAUGGUGGUUUCCAUCAGCAUCAUUAUGACGAGGAUUCAGCCAUUGGACCCCGCAAUCCCUAUACCUUCAGACACGGAGCUGGGGUCAACUAUGAUGAUUAUUAGAGCCAGAAAUUCAGUGCUGUACACCAUAUUUAGAUUACAAGGAGCAGUUGAGCUUCCACACGUUUAGUAUGAUUAGUUGCUAUACAAUAGCGAAAUAAUAAAUACACUAUUAUGCUCUUUUAUAUUUUGCCAGAAACCGAUGUAAACGCCUUAUAUAAAUUUUAGUUUAAAGUAGGAUGUCAUUUAGAGACCCUAAAAAAUGUAUGUAAAUACAAAGUGCCGUGGGGUUUUUUUUUUGUUUGUUUGUUUGUUUUUUUAAUGAGGGGCAGUUUGUAUUCAACAGUGCAUUUUCUGGUCAGAUUUGAAUCUUAGCUAAGAUGCCAGUAAGAACUGCCUUGAAGAAAAAAAAAAGAUGUUUGACUAUCACUAAAGGUGUUUGCCCCAGUAUAAAGCAGUGCUAUGUACUAAGCAUUCAGCACUAGAAAUGGAGUAGUCCUUUUGAGGACUUUUUCCCCCAAAAUAAUAAAAUAAGCUUAGUUAAAACCAGAA